This is a messenger RNA of Vitis riparia (riverbank grape), 1385 nucleotides long. RefSeq names its product 7-methylguanosine phosphate-specific 5'-nucleotidase A. Gene Ontology annotation, molecular function: magnesium ion binding; 5'-nucleotidase activity. Lineage: Eukaryota; Viridiplantae; Streptophyta; Magnoliopsida; Vitales; Vitaceae. Bases 17 to 1072 code for a protein of 351 amino acids. The record is from RefSeq and is a predicted model, not a curated record. Gene Ontology annotation, cellular component: cytoplasm. The transcript is spliced from 10 exons.
AACAUUACAUAACCUGAUGAGUUAUCUACCAAGGAGCAGCAGCGGCAGCAGCGUCGUCAUCAGCAGCAUCAUCAAGCCUGUUCGCUUUCCAAGUAUUUUUCCCUUGUCUAGGGUUUGGUGCUGCACUCACACUCCCAUAAACCAAACGCAAACUGCAAUGGAGCAACUUGACCCAUCAAAGUCCUCUCAAGUUGUGGUGCCUCAUCCCCACCUUCUUCAUGCCAAAAUCUCUUCAAUUCGCAUGGCUGGUCACUCUAAACUCCAGAUAAUUGCAGAUUUUGAUGCCACACUAACAAAGUACUGGGUCAAUGGCUGUCGAGGGCAAAGCAGUCAUGGCCUUUUGCAACAGGGGAAUCCUGAAUAUGAUGUCAAGAGGCGGGAACUAUAUGACUAUUAUCAUCCAUUAGAAAUCUCCCCAAGUAUUCCAAUUGAAGAGAAAGCAAAGCUCAUGGAAGAGUGGUGGGGGAAAACCCAUGCUCUUCUUAUUGAGGGAGGCCUUACAUAUGAUGCGAUAACGAAGUCCGUGGCUAAUUCCAUGAUUACCUUCAGAGAGGGAGUUGUGGAACUUUUUGAGUUUCUGGAGGCAAGAGACAUUCCAGUUCUUAUUUUCUCAGCAGGGCUUGCAGAUGUCAUAGAGGAGGUACUGAGGCAGAAACUUCAUAGAUCUUUUAAGAACAUUAAGAUUGUAUCAAACAGGAUGAUAUUUGAUGGGGAUGGUCACCUAGUUUCUUUUAAAGGGAAGACCAUCCAUGUGUUGAACAAAAAUGAGCAUGCCCUUGAUAUGGCUGGACCUCUUCAUGACGAAUUGGGUGACAGUGAUGGGCCUAAUGAAGACAGUGCCUCGGUGAAGAAGAGAACCAAUGUGCUGCUUCUUGGUGAUCACAUUGGAGACUUGGGAAUGUCAGAUGGUUUGGACUAUGAAACUCGAAUAUCUGUGGGAUUCCUGAAUGACAACGUAGAGAAGUCUCUUGAUAGCUACCGCAAAGCCUUUGAUCUUGUUUACUUGAAUGAUGGACCCAUGUGGGGUGUAGUUAAGCUCGUCUCUCAGCUAUGUUCGACUGAAGGUGAUUAAGCCAUCUGCUAUGCCAUACAUGCUUUCUACCAAAGGCAUUCAUUACAUGGUGUUUUUGUUUUCCUGGCCAAUCUACAUCUGCAGGGGUUCUAGUGGCAACACAUAUCUUAUUGAUAAUUAAUUUUAAUUCCAAGUCCAAGAAAGAGAUUAUCUCUUUGGGUGAAAGUAGCCCUAUCAUUGAUAAUCUUCCUUGAAUCUUUAAGAUACAAACUUUUAUCAACAAAUGGUGGAUGAAUAAAUCUCGUUGUCCAGAAAAAUAGGCCUGUCCCUCUUGCAUGUUGCACCUUAUAAAAUGCACAAGAUUUUCAUCUGA